Molecule: messenger RNA, 642 nt
Organism: Trichomonas vaginalis G3
Lineage: Eukaryota; Parabasalia; Trichomonadida; Trichomonadidae
Exons: 1
Coding region: 1-642 (213 amino acids)
Source: RefSeq, a predicted model, not a curated record
AUGUCCCUAGGAGAUGUGUUGGAUUUCAUCACUGCGUUAUUAGAAACCACUGAAACAGACACAACAUCAAGAAAACCAGAGCUUGUUUGGGAAGAUGACCAUGGUAGAACAUUCACGCAAAAAGUAAUUCCAUCGAAAGCAAAAUUUUUAGACUUAUGGGAAAAAAAAUAUAUCUCGCGAAUGCAUGUAUAUUAUAGUUUUACCAUAGCAGAUUUCACUGACGAAAAUGAUAAAGAUAAAAAAACAUAUAAGUACUUUGAUGAGCUUUUCAUAACUAUAGCGAAUAUCAGGUUUAUCCUUGAGCGAAAGGGCAAACCAACAUAUAAAUUUGUCGGUUAUCAGAUAAGAAUAAAUCCUCUCCUUGAGCCUUUAGUAACGUUGAGUAAUAUUGCUCAUGAUAACAAACAAUUUAUAUGUAAUGUGAAUGAACAGCUUGUGCCACCAAAAUUUUACGAUAUCACUGGUUAUAAAGAUGCACUCGUGUUUGAGUUUUAUAAGCGCUUUUCAUUCAAAAGAGUUGAAGAAUCAACUGAUGGUCAAAAAAAGGAAUAUUAUGUAAAAGAACCAUAUGAAAUUCCUAAAGACUCUAAUAUAAUGGUUGAACUUAUAUUAGAGUCUGGUACUCAAUCUCAACAUAAAUAG